ACCUCCUUCCUUGUGUACUCAUUGGCUUGCGUAGACGACUAUCUCGCCGGUCGCCCGCCCAGCCGUUCAAAGAAGCCUUUCGCCAGAUCCCUCCUUCCUGUCCACUUGACUCUUCGGAGCCAUCAAUCCGGUUCUGAAGCCGCCCACCGAUUCUGGAACUCCCGCUUCAUUGGGCCUCGGAUCUUCUCGGAUCUCCUCGAUUUGCCCUCCCAGCGCCGGCAGCCCGCAGCCCACUGCCUCGGAAAGCUGUCGAUCUCGCGGCGCCUCCCGCCCACUGCCCCUCGAGGCACUCCGGUUGGCCGCUCGCCUCCAGAGUCCGUGAUUGGUGUUCCGGGAGCAGCAGCCGCCUUCCAUUGGCCCGGCGGCGCCGUCCGUCAAGCCGGCGUCGGGAGGGGGCGUCCCUCUCCCCCCUCGUCGUCUUUCCAGCCGCUGGGUUCCCAGAGUGCUCCGCGGCCGUGUGGAGCGAGGCCUUGUUCCCGCGUUGAGCCGCUGCUGCCGCCGCCGCCUCCUCAGCUUCAGCCUCCGCGCCAGGCCCGGCCCCGCCGCGCCAUGUCGGACUACAGCACGGGAGGACCCCCGCCCGGGCCGCCGCCACCCGCCGGCGGGGGCGGGGGGUCCGGAGGAGCCGGGGGUGCCGGAGGAGGCCCGCCGUCGGGCCCGCCGGGCGCGGGGGACCGGGGCGGCGGCGGUCCAGGCGGCGGCGGCCCGGGCGGAGGGUCAGCUGGGGGCCCCUCGCAGCCGCCUGGCGGCGGUGGCCCGGGAAUCCGCAAGGACGCCUUCGCAGACGCAGUGCAGCGGGCCCGCCAGGUGAGGAGACACCGUGGGGGGUUCAAACCUCACCAUGCGUGGAGACUUCGGCGGAUCCUGGACCAGCAGGGCUGCCCGGGGCUGUACAGAGGCAUGACCCCCACGUUACUGAAGGUGUUGCCAGCAGGUGGCAUCAGCUACGUGGUGUACGAAGCCAUGAAGAAGACCCUGGGCAUAUAA
Messenger RNA from Physeter macrocephalus (sperm whale), 987 nucleotides. RefSeq names its product far upstream element-binding protein 2-like. The record is from RefSeq and is a predicted model, not a curated record. Gene Ontology annotation, molecular function: ATP transmembrane transporter activity. The transcript has 2 exons. Bases 550 to 987 code for a protein of 145 amino acids. Gene Ontology annotation, biological process: ADP transport; ATP transport. NCBI's taxonomy places the organism in Eukaryota, Metazoa, Chordata, Mammalia, Artiodactyla, Physeteridae.